Molecule: messenger RNA, 8414 nt
Organism: Solea senegalensis (Senegalese sole)
Lineage: Eukaryota; Metazoa; Chordata; Actinopteri; Pleuronectiformes; Soleidae
Gene: usp32
Product: ubiquitin specific peptidase 32
Exons: 34
Coding region: 146-4996 (1616 amino acids)
Biological process (GO): protein deubiquitination
Cellular component (GO): Golgi apparatus
Molecular function (GO): cysteine-type deubiquitinase activity; calcium ion binding
Source: RefSeq, a predicted model, not a curated record
AAACGUUCACCCGUUCACCACACACACAUACGCACACACACCACCAGGAAACCUAUUUCACAACAAAUGGAUAAGGCGAAACACUCCCGAGGCUAAGUAAGCUGCUAACAUUCAACUCCUCAUAUUGCAGUGAAAUGAGGGCAGCAUGGGGGCCAAAGAGUCGAGGAUAGGAUUCCUGUCGUAUGACGAGGCCGCGAAGAGAGUCACUGAUGUGGAAUUGAAACGUCUGAAGGAUGCCUUCAAGAGAACCAGCGGUGUCUCCUAUUACAUGACCCAACAGUGCUUCUACAGGGAAGUGCUGGGAGAUGGAGUUCCCCCGAAAGUUGCAGAGGUUAUUUACACCUCAUUUGGAGGCUCGUCUAAAGGGCUACACUUCAACAACCUGAUCGUUGGUCUGGUGCUUCUGACCAGAGGACGCGAUGAGGAGAAGGCGAAAUACCUCUUCAGCCUGUUUGCCAGUGAUCUGGGUGGAUAUGCUGCCAGAGAAGAUAUUGAAGCAGUUCUGCAAGUUUUGGAUGGAGAGAUUCCAACCUCCCUCAAGAAGUGCUUCAGUGAGGGUGACAAGGUGAACUAUGAGCGCUUCAAGAACUGGCUCCUGCAGAACAAAGAGGCCUUCACUUUGUCCAGAUGGCUUCUGUCUGGCGGAGUGUGUGUCACGCUCACCGAUGACAGUGACACGCCCACUUUCUACCAGACCCUGGCUGGCGUCACACACCUGGAAGAGUCAGACAUUAUAGACUUGGAGAAGCGCUACUGGCUCCUGAAAGCCCAGUCCAGAACUGGCCGCUUUGACUUGGAAACCUUUGUCCCGCUGGUGUCUCCUCCCAUCCAUGCCUCACUGAGUGAAGGCUUGUUUCAUGCCUUUGACGAGAAUCGGGACAAUCACAUCGACUUUAAAGAGAUCUCUUGUGGACUCUCUGCGUGCUGCAGAGGGCCGGUCGCUGAAAGGCAGAAAUUUUGCUUCAAAGUGUUUGAUGUGGACCGUGAUGGAGUUCUGUCUCGAGAUGAGCUCCAUGAAAUGGUGGUGGCCUUGCUGGAGGUGUGGAAGGACAAUCGCACAGACACACUCCCUGAGAUGCAUAGCAGUGUGUCCGACAUAGUAGAGGGCAUCCUGAAGAUACAUGACACGACCAAGCUGGGUCACCUGACCUUGGAGGACUACCAGAUAUGGAGUGUGAAGAGCGCAUUAGCCAAUGAGUUUCUAAACCUACUUUUCCAGGUCUGCCACAUAGUCUUGGGGCUCAGGCCUGCCACUCCUGAAGAGGAGGGGCAAAUUAUCAGGGGCUGGUUAGAAAGGGAGAGCAGACAUGGGCUGCGGCAGAGUCAGAACUGGUUCCUCAUCUCCAUGCUGUGGUGGCAGCAGUGGAAAGACUAUGUCAAAUACGGCAGUCCCUGCUGUUGUCUUCCUGUCCAGGAGCAUAAAGGCAUCGUGGUGGAGCAGCCAUCCAUCCUGAGCUCACUGCGGAGUCCGAUGGCCAUCGCCACCAUAGGGCCGGCCCCUCCUGACAGACUGGGAGGCCUGGGAACCUUCAGCCCCAUCAGCCCCACUGAGGAGAGGUCACCCAAUGCUGUGUCCAGUGCCUCAGAGGCUACAGAGACUGCUCUGAGCCCCCAGGUCUAUCCUUCUGCUACAGAGAGCUGUUUUGCUCGUCAGCACAACAUAUCGGACGACAACAAUCAGUGUUUUUCUGGAGCCAAUGGCCACCUCCCCUCCCAGCUGGCUGCACAAAGACCUGGAGCCAUCGAUAACCAACCUCUGGUCAACACAGACCCCAUGAAGGCCCCUACGCUAACCAUGGAGGGUGGCAGACUGAAGCGCUCCCUGCAGCUGGUGCCAGGUCGAGACUUUCAAAUUGUGCCAGAGCCAGUGUGGCGGGCGCUCUACCACUGGUAUGGUGCCAACCUCAGCCUUCCGCGACCGGUUAUCCUGGAGAGCAAGACAGGCCAACCAGAGCUGGAGCUCUUCCCACGCUACGUCCUCUUCCUCCGCCAGCAACCAGCAACGCGCUCCCCACAGUCCAACAUCUGGGUCAAUAUGGGUAUGACCAGCCUGCGAAUGUUCCCACCGUAUUUACCCCCACCAAGAGCAGGUUCUGUGCCAUCACCUAACGCUCCUCUGAAGAGGGUGUUGGCAUACACCGGCUGCUUCAGCCGAAUGGCCACGAUCAAGGACAUCCACUUCUACCUAUCCCAGAGACUUCGCAUCAAAGAGGAGGACAUGAGACUCUGGCUCUACAUUAGUGAGAACUACCUCACCCUCCUAGAUGAUGAAGAUCACACACUGGAGAGUCUGAAGGUCCACGAUGAGCAGCAGCUAGUUAUUGAAGUGAGGAACAAAGACAUGAGCUGGCCUGAGGAAAUGUCUUUCAUUGCCAACAGCAGUAAGAUGGACAGACACAAAGUUCCUACAGAGAAAGGAGCCACCGGUCUCAGUAACCUUGGCAACACCUGCUUCAUGAACUCCAGUAUCCAGUGUGUGAGCAACACCAAGCCUCUCACAGAGUACUUCAUCUCAGGGAAACACCUCUAUGAGCUCAACAGAACCAACCCCAUUGGGAUGCGAGGUCACAUGGCCAAGUGUUAUGGUGACCUGGUGAUGGAGCUGUGGAGUGGCACUCAGAAGAACGUGGCUCCGCUCAAACUCAGAUGGACGAUAGCAAAGUACGCCCCACGCUUCAACGGUUUCCAGCAGCAGGACUCUCAGGAGCUGCUGGCCUUCCUGUUGGACGGUCUCCAUGAAGAUCUAAACCGAGUCCAUGAGAAACCCUAUGUGGAGCUGAAGGACAGUGAUGGCCGGCCUGACUGGGAGGUGGCCUCUGAGGCAUGGGAGAACCACCUGCGCAGGAACCGUUCCAUUGUGGUGGACCUGUUCCACGGCCAACUCAAGUCCCAGGUGAAAUGUAAGACGUGCGGCCACAUCAGCGCUCGCUUUGACCCUUUCAACUUCCUGUCUCUGCCUUUGCCCAUGGACAGCUCCAUGCAUCUGGAGAUCACUGUCAUUAAGCUGGAUGGCUCCACACCUGUGCGCUAUGGCUUGAGGCUGAAUAUGGAUGAGAAGUACACAGGACUGAAGAAACAGCUGAGCGAACUAUGCAGUCUGAAGCCAGAGCAGAUCCUUCUGGCUGAGGUCCACAACUCCAACAUCAAGAACUUCCCUCAGGACAACCAGAAGGUUCGUCUGUCAGUAAACGGUUUCCUGUGUGCUUUUGAGGUCCCGGUGCCAGGUUCACCAACGUCACUGACCUCACCCACACUGACAGACGUCACUCCUGUAGCUAACGGCUCAGCUCCUAAUGGUCACCUGGACAAUAAGCCCUGCCUCAUUCCUAACGGUGGGCCCAGCAUGAUGGUUCCCUGCAGCUCAGAGAUAACUGUUGGCAGUGCGGUCACUAACGGACACAUCACACCAGUGCAGGAAAGCCCCUUUAUUGGAUACAUCAUCGCUAUGCACAGAAAGAUGAUGCGUACAGAGCUGUACUUCCUAUCAUCUCAGAAGAACCGGCCCAGUCUGUUCGGCAUGCCCCUCAUAGUUCCCUGCACUGUCCACACCAGUAAGAAAGACCUUUACGAUGCUGUGUGGAUCCAAGUGUCCCGACUGGCCAGCCCACUGCCCCCACAGGAAGCAAGCAACCACGCCCAGGACUGUGAUGACAGUAUGGGCUACCAGUAUCCCUUCACUCUACGGGUCGUGGGUAAAGAUGGCAAUUCGUGUGCCUGGUGUCCCUGGUACAGGUUCUGUCGAGGCUGUACAAUAGAAUGCUCAGAGGAUAGAGCUUCUGUUGGGAAUGCUUACAUAGCUGUGGACUGGGACCCCACUGCCCUGCACCUCCGCUACCAGACCUCCCAGGAGAGGAUCGUGGAGGAGCACUGCAGUGUGGAGCAGUCUCGUCGGGCCCAGGCUGAGCCCAUCAGUUUGGACAGCUGUCUGAAGGCCUUCACCAGUGAGGAGGAGCUGGGAGAGGACGAGCUCUACUAUUGUUCCAAGUGCAAGACCCAUCGACUGGCCACAAAGAAACUAGAUCUCUGGAGGCUGCCGCCCAUUCUGAUUGUCCACCUCAAGCGCUUCCAGUUCGUUAAUGGUCGCUGGAUCAAAUCCCAGAAGAUUGUCAAGUUCCCACGGGAGAACUUUGACCCCAGCGCCUUCCUGGCUCCCAGAGACCUAGAGCAGCACUGCCUGCACUCCCGCAGUGAGAGCGAGGAUCUGCUCAGGGUUGGAGAAGACAAUCUGUCCUCUAUCUCUGCCCCCGCUGGCUUCUGCAACCUCCCCAAAGCCUCCCCCGCCUCUAGCAGGAAGUCAGCACCUUCUCUCAGUCGGACCAGCAGCCCCUCCAGUAGCCCAAAGAGCAACAGCGGUGGCCGUAGGCCCGGCCGGCUACGUCUGCCUCAGCUGGGCAGCAGACACCGCCUCUCUAACAGCAAAGAGAGCCUGGAUGGAGCUACUAAUCCUGAGGCUGAGCCACGGGAGAGUGCACCAACGGUGGACACAGAGGGGGGGAGCACAUUAGCAGGGGUGACGGGCCUUACUGGUUCAGGAGAGGCCAACAUGUCUGAGUCACUGUGCAGCACGGAGGCGUCAAGCAGCCACUGUGAUGUGGUCCUGGUGAACGGUGACAGCAACGGGCUGAGCUCAGACUGCAGCACUGAGAGCUGCAUGGAUCCUGACAACACGCUGCUACAGCACAGAGACAACAUGUGUCUGGAGGCCGUCUACAACCUCUAUGCAAUAUCAUGUCAUUCAGGAAUCAUGGGAGGAGGCCACUAUGUGACAUAUGCCAAAAACCCCAAUGAGAAGUGGUACUGUUACAAUGACAGCAGCUGUAAGGAAAUGCACUCUGAGGAGGUCGACUCUGACUCUGCCUACAUCCUGUUCUACGAGCAGCAAGGUGUGAACUACUCCCAGUUCCUGCCCAAGAUCGACGGCAAGAAGAUGGCUGACACUAGUAGCAUGGACGAAGACUUUGAGUCUGACUACAAGAAAUACUGUGUCCUGCAGUGAUGGCACCAUAGUCUUCCGUCAGCCAGCACUACACCUGCUCUGUGCUGCCCCCUGCUGCUCUGAGCAGGAAGCAGUCUGAGGAACAAUGCCUGGAGUCAGACUGAGCUCUCUGCGUUUAGGGAUGCGUCGCAGCACUUUCUACACUUGAUCACAAACAUGGAUUAGUGCAAAGGUUUACCAAGGUGACAGUGAAGCCCCGGUGAAAGCACUAAACUGGUGCACUUUGCUCCUCCUCCACCUCCUCCCCCUCCUCCUCAUGUGAACAACCCUAGCCAUAACAUACAUGUAACACAAACUUGCAUACUAACACAUCUCUGAAUGUAUGCCUAUGUGGCCAAGUGACAAAGACGUGAGGACCUGAGUGACCAGAGCCCAGAUAUUUUAAGUGAAGAAGGAAAAUUACAAGGCCAUUUAAAGAAUUCCUCUCGUAACUGCGAGGCCAACAAUUGGACACAGUUUUAAUGCCAAGUUUGAACGAGGUCCAAAGCUUCAAAACCCUACUGUGAUGAUGUCAUAUUUGAUGCCACAAAGUCAAAGUCAUGUUAAAAAGUUGAUGUCACAUAGACUUUAAAAAGAGAUAAAUUAUGAGUCGUAGGCUACCUCAUAGCGUCUUGCAGCCUGUCAGCCAACUGCUCCCUAAACACCUGUGACAGUAUUAAUAAUAAUAUGUAAAUGCUUCCUUUUUUAUACGUGGUACAACACAAACCCAACCCAAACAUCAACACCACCCUCUAAGGAUGCUCGCGCACGUCCUGAUGAAAUUAGGUUUGAGCCGUCAGCUGCCAAAUGUCCACGGUGUCAGUGUCCAUAACCUCUCUGCACUCUCUCAGAUCAGGAUUCUUACGAGCAUUUGUGGUUUGCUAUUUUUCUUUUAUUACUGCACAUGCAUUCUUUUUUAAAAAUGAUUUAUUUUAAGGUUUGGGUCAGGCUCAUCUUCACUUCAACCGCUGCAUUUCUCAACUGUUGAGAUUCGAACUCAUGUCAAGUCAGAGGUUACUGCUUUCCACAAUAAGAAAUCAUUUAAAUUAACUGAGAUUGUAUGACACCACUGAACCCAAAUAUUUGUAGCAAGAUCAACCAAAACUGCUCCCUUUUUUUUAUUAGAUUUCAUACAUUCGAAUUUCCAGUCAAUACCUGGCUUCUACAAUACCCACAAUGCAAGUUUACUGCCGACACUUUACGCCUGGACGUUUGUCUUUUUAAAAUCAGGAGAGAUCCGGUUUUAAAUCCAAGACCCCUUACACAAAAAACUGUAUUCUUCAGCCAAAUGAGUGUAUAAAGGAAGAAAACAGCGUACAGUACAAGUGUUGUAAACACACUGAUGUGUGAAGUCGGUGGUUUCAAGCAUGUUUCACUUACUUGUGGGUGUGGUCACUUGUAGCACCUCCAUUCACCCUCGGGUUCUUGGGGUAAACCUGUGUAGACCUGUAGCACGUUACCAAGACCAAACACUGACAGUCAAACAACAACAACAACGUUUCAAACCACUGACAGAACAAACCGGCAUAAAAUGCUUGACUUGAUUUCCCGUGUCCUCCUCUUUGCCCCGAAAAAAACGACCGUUUCAUUUCAGUGUCAAAACGUAGUUUCAUUACUAACGGGGAAGUUGUGCUGUGACGCAGUAUUUGAAUUCCUCAGAUAUUGUGUAUGACGUUAUUGUUUAUACUUCGUGCACAACAUUGAAUGUUUCAAAAAUGUGCGUUUAGUCACAACUUUCUCUUACCUUCAGUAUUUUUACUUGACAUAUCGUCUGUAUUCCUGAGUAAAAACAGUUUAAUUUUGUUUAUUUCUUUCAUCACAAAGUAACUCCACACACACACACACACACACACACACACACUGUUUGUGCGCGGGCCUUCCAGUGGGUAAAUCUGGCCCUGACGGGUCCUAUGGACCCAAUCCUGUCAAAGUCUGUUUAGGACUUCUCUUCUCUGUAAUAUGAUAUAUAUGUGUGUGUGUGUGUGUGUGUGUGUAAAGUCAUUUCAAGGUUCCUACAUAGAAACAAACAAACAAAGGUGAUGUGGUACUAAUUACAGGAGAAGCUGUGACCGACUGUGUUCACUUAUAUUUUUAGUAAGGUCAUUUAAAAUAACCCCUAUUUUGACAAGCGACAAGUAAUACAUUUCAGGUUGUAUGGUAAAUCCAUAUAGUAAUUCAAAUAUUUCUUUCUGCAAGAGUGAUUUAAGACAUUUCACACCAUUACUGUGCUUCUCUAUGAAUAUAACAUAUGGUUUAAGUUUGCCGUUUGUUUCUUCUUUAAAAAAAAUAACAACCAAAGUCUGUUGAAUGUGUUGAAGUGAAGCAUGUGUCAGGACUGUAGUUAACUCUGUAAACACUUCUCUACAUCACUGGACCCGUCAUUUCAAUUGUUCUUUUUUUUUUCUUUGUGCUAAAUCUAAAAAAAACAAAAACUUUUGCUCUUCUUGUCUGAAGGUUUGUCGCUGACUGUUGAGGUUAGUUUAAGACGAACGAACCCGCGUUCUGCUGUGUGUGUGUGUGUGUGGGACUGUGAUCACUGUGACUCCCCCGUCGCUCUCCUCUUAGUCUUUUUUAGAUCACAGGAGCUGAAUCUCUGUGUCCACCCCUUUUUAGCUGCUGUUUCUUUUCUUUGGAGAAGGUGGUGUCAUUACGGGGGAGAUAUCUGUCGCUGAAUGAAACCGUCUUUUCCUUUGCAGAGUGUGUGUUUGUUGAACAAAAGAAGAGAAUGUACAUACGUGUGCUUAUGUAUACAGUAUAUAUGUUUGUGUGUGAGCCUGUUUCUCUCCAUCCUUUGCACCGAGCCGUAGACGACGUCCAGUUUGUGUCCGUGUUUGUCAUCACAUGCCUCAAAGGGAACAUUUUUACUAAAGAUUUGUCUCUUGACUACUCGAUUGGAAGUUGCUUCUUUUUAAAGGUGCAAUAGCUGUCAUUUUCUUUCGUCCGUCUUUGGCCCUCACGACUUUCAUAAUCCAGGAACAAAGAUUUUUCUGCCCUACGAAAGUGAACUGUGCAAACGCUGGUCCUGUAAAACACGGGGCUAUCAUCCGAAGCCCCUCCUGCCCUUGUAAGCCCCGCCUCCAUUGUCCCUACCCACCAAAAGACUGAUUCCUCGUCACAGACAGUGCAAUCUACUACUGAGCUGUCUGUAGCCUCUUUCUUUUUAUUUAAGUUCAUUUCUGUCGGAUCAGAACCACACGUGUUAAUUUAAAAGAACUUUUUUUUUCUUUUUUUUUUAAAGGUGUUUGUUUGAAAGAAAGUGAGUUGCACUGACAUGAAAAACGUGUACAUAAAAUGUGUUUUGUAAAUAAGCCAAUGAAAAGUAUGUAUUUGAAUAUGAACUGUACAAAAAUGCUGUACUUGUAGUUGUAUAUGGAGUGAUACUGUUGAUCUGUAACAAAGUACCCAACCAACAAAUUAAAUUCUGCAGAGGAAACAAUGA